Molecule: messenger RNA, 1812 nt
Organism: Tachysurus fulvidraco (yellow catfish)
Lineage: Eukaryota; Metazoa; Chordata; Actinopteri; Siluriformes; Bagridae
Product: rho-associated protein kinase 1-like
Exons: 11
Coding region: 209-1519 (436 amino acids)
Biological process (GO): cortical actin cytoskeleton organization; mitotic cytokinesis; peptidyl-threonine phosphorylation
Cellular component (GO): cytoplasmic stress granule; cytoskeleton; cytoplasm
Molecular function (GO): Rho-dependent protein serine/threonine kinase activity; small GTPase binding
Source: RefSeq, a predicted model, not a curated record
GUGUGUGUGGGGGUGUGUGUGUGUGUUUGCAGCAACUGGUGGAAGAAAGCACAUACCGUAAUGAGCUGCAGAUGCAGUUGGACAGUAAAGAAAGUGACAUCGAGCAGCUCAGAGAGAAACUGAACGACCUGCAGCUGCGUAUGGAGAACACGAGUGUGACGAGUUUGCAGACAGACGAGGUGGACAGCAACACUGCAGGGAAUCUCUGAUGGCUCAUCUGGACCUGACAGUGUCAAAGGCAGAGUCGGAGCAGCUGGCGAGAGCAUUACAGGAGGAACAGUACUUUGAACUGAGCCAGGAGAGCAAGAAGAGUUUAUCACGACACAAACAGGAGCUAACCGAGAAGGAGUCCACUAUAGCACGGCUUGAGGAAUCCAACAAAACUCUGACCAAAGAUGUAGAGAACCUCAGCAGGGAGAAAGCCGAGCUAGACGAGAAUCUCCAAUCUCAGAAGGAUGUGUUUGAAGCUCAGAGAGAAGAAAUUUCAAAUGCCAUUAAGGCCAACUAUGAGAAGAUCCUCAACCAGGAACGGACACUUAAGACGCAGGCGGUGAAUAAACUGGCUGAGAUCAUGAACCGUAAGGACAUGAAGCUGGACCAGAAGAAGCGCGGUAGCACCACAGACUUGCGCAAGAAGGAGAAGGAGAACCGCAAACUGCAGCUGGAACUCAACCAGGAGAAGGAGAAGUUCAACCACAUGGCCAUCAAAUACCAGAAGGAGCUCAGCGAGAUGCAGGCGCAACUGGUGGAAGAAAGCACGUACCGUAAUGAGCUGCAGAUGCAGUUGGACAGUAAAGAAAGUGACAUCGAGCAGCUCAGAGAGAAACUGAACGACCUGCAGCUGCGUAUGGAGAACACGAGUGUGACGAGUCUGCAGACAGACGAGGUCGACAGCAACACUGCAGAAUCGAGAUUAGAAGGCUGGCUCUCAAUCCCGAACAGAGCCAAUAUCAAAAGAUACGGGUGGAGGAAGCAGUAUGUUGUAGUGAGCAGUAAGAAGAUUCUGUUCUAUAAUGAUGAGCAGGAUAAAGAGCAGUCCAAUCCCUCCAUGGUGCUUGACAUUGACAAACUCUUCUCUGUGCGUCCAGUAACCCAAGGUGAUGUAUACCGCGCCGAAGCAGAUGAAAUUCCCAGAAUAUUUCAGAUUCUGUACGCUAAUGAGGGCGAAUGCCGUAAGGAAGUGGACCUGGAGACCAUUCCUCAAGGCGAGAAAGCUAACUGCCUCGCUCACAAAGGGCAUGAAUUUGUCCCUACACUUUACCACUUCCCAUCAAACUGCGAAGCCUGCUCCAAACCACUGUGGCACGUCUUUAAACCACCACCCGCACUUGAAUGCCGCCGAUGCCACGUCAAGUGCCACAAAGACCACCUGGACAGGAAGGAGGACGUCAUCGCCCCAUGCAAAGUGAACUACGAUGUGACAUCUGCACGUGACAUGCUCCUGCUAGCUCUCACCCAGGAUGAGCAGAAGAAAUGGAUUGGCCACCUUGGCAAGAAGAUUCCCAAAAAACCUCUGUAAGAAAAUAAAAUGCCUAUUGUAAAAAUAAGACGAUGAUGUUGAAGAUCUUAAUGAAGAACAAGAAGUUUAUUCCAGCAUAGCAGUGACAAAAUACAUGAAGUACUUUGGGUUCAUUGGAGUCAAUAAGAAACCAGAGCAAAUCCUGCUCACGCAUUUUAUACUGUUUUCCUCUUUGUAGUUUAAAUGAAGUUCUGCUUUGAAGGUGUAUUGAGCGUAAGAACUGAGGGUCUCCCAAAUGGCUGGGUCACACCUUGUAAUUUUAGCCAGAUGUCAAUAAAUGCUAAUCACAGUCA